Messenger RNA from Brienomyrus brachyistius, 6705 nucleotides. RefSeq names its product protein FAM214B-like. Bases 3607 to 5457 code for a protein of 616 amino acids. The transcript is spliced from 11 exons. NCBI's taxonomy places the organism in Eukaryota, Metazoa, Chordata, Actinopteri, Osteoglossiformes, Mormyridae. The record is from RefSeq and is a predicted model, not a curated record.
UGUGUUCUUAAUAUAUACAUAUGUAUGUAGAAGAUCAGAAAGGUGGCAUCAUGGCUGGGAUGCCAGUUCCUCAAAUAUAUAUUGAUCUAUUUGCUAAAUCUCUAAAUCCUCUGACAGCAAAUCAGGAACACUGUGUGAUGGACUGUUUACAUGCUUUGUGUUCCAAAAUACCCAGUAAAAAAGAAAAGCAACUUCACAAAAAAAAAUCCAUAUUUUCUAAUGUCUUUGAAGAAACUUUUAACAAAGCAGGGUGGAUGUUUGUGGUGACUUAGAAUGCAGUUCAGUAUCACACCUGGGUGUAUAAUUUGUAUUUCAGUUUCAGUGUAAACAGUGUCGUCAUUGGCAGGUGCCACUUUUUUUAAUUUGUUGCAUAAGACAGAAGUCUUUGGGCUGUACCUCCUGUGACAUCAGCCUGCAGACACGGCAGCCUUCUCAGAUUCAUCUGAUUAAAAAAGGAUUUUCCUGUAACUGUAGAAAGCUUUAAUCCUCGUCUCUCACACCCCCCACCUCUCAUUUACAUAUGCUUUCUCUGAAGGCAUCUCAGCCUUUAUGCAAAGUCAUGUUCAGAAAUACCGCAUUAUUUUUAUGAUUAUUAUUUGUAGUAAUUAUUAUUUUCCUAGAGGCUGGGGCAAAGCUCAACCAGAUUAUUUUAACUGGCUGAAGCGACAACAAAUGUAAUUUAAUCUCUUGGUUCUUUAUUUAGUUGUGAGGAUACUGUUUACAGUCAUUGCAGAAAUAGGAUCAGGGCAAUUGCAUGGUUUGGGGGACCUUUUAUUUAUUGCUGAACUUGGUCUGGCUUCAGAGACACUGAAAACUAAGAGCACAUCUUUUUGUGUUAUGACUAAACAGUGAUGGAUGCAUUUCUCUAUAUGUGCAAGGGUCUGUGUGUCUGAUUGUUCUCAUAUGAAGCCUGUAACUAUUCUUUAUGUAUGUUUUUCCCCUGCAUAAGUGAUGCCAGCUGCAUUGUAACUGAUGUUUCCCAGGGUGUAGUCUGUUUUAUGGCAGUGAGUCAGGUUUUAAUUUGGUGCUUUUUUUAUUCUGAAUAGAGGGGUGGGUCUUCUUUGUUUUGUUAGUCAUCUGUGUGUAAGAUGUGUGUGUGUGUGUGUGUGUGUGGGGAGGUGUUUUGUGACAAUACUUUAUCAGAAUCUCCUCUCUAAACAUAUUGUUGGGGAAAGCCCCAAUAAAAUUGAUUUUUCAUAUGGAUUUUUGACUAAAUGCUUAGUUUGUUGUUAGUUUUAUAAAUGACAAAAAUCUGUACUUUCCAAAAUCCAAAUCAUAGAUUAAAGAUGGAGCUGCACAGGCGAAUGAAAAGCUCAGUACCAAUGCUUUUGAUUUUUAGUGUUGUUACCCCAGCUGCACUCAUGGUGGGGGUGGGACUGAAGGGGUCCGGAUCAGGAGGAGAGCCUGAAUUCUUAAAGGCACACCAUCUUUUUUUUCCUAAAUAAAGGAAUGUUUUUUACGAAGCAGCUAUAAGGAAUUGGAAUGUGUUUUGACUUGAAUACAAAGUGGUAUGUUGUGUUUUGCAUGUAUACUAUAUACUGCUAAUAUGUUUCAUGUAUUACAGAUCAGUAUAAAACCAUAAUGAUUAAGUACACAAAUUUUAAAACCAGCCAUAAAUGACUGACUGGGCCUUUAAAUAUUUGAAGUGUAUGGCAGUGAAUGGUUUCAUAUUGUGGUACCAUAGUGCCAGAAAGACAGAGUGCCUACUCUUUCUCUCUCUCUUUCUGGUCUCCCACCCUAUCAUGCUUACAAACUAAGGUGCCACUUGUUGAAUCCCCAGAACUUUCCACAUUAAAAUGCACCUUAGCCAAACUGAGAAAUAUGCAAAAAAAAACAAUCAUCAUUUUUAUUAUUAGUGACACCUGUAAUGUAAAUUAUUGCAUCAAAUGUAGAGUACAUUCAGUUGUUUAAAGUGCCAGAAAUGUUUACCAGAAAAUAAUUCAGGUUCCUAUUUUGAUCCAUCUGACAUAAAUUUACUGAUUAUUUUGGGGGAAAGUUAAUAUUUUAUAUUACAUACAAAUGCAUAUGAAGAAUGAAAUUAAGUUUAUACAUAUAUGUAUAAACUUCUCGAUUCCACUUUACAAUAAGGCUCCCACUUAUUAACGGUAGUAACUUUUUACUAAAAAGACAACUGUUACAACUUGUUUGUAUAAUCAUCUAUGGAGUGUUUACUUAAUAACCUGUUUAUAAACCAUUUGUAAACCCUUCAUGAGGCUAGUCUUAUUGUAAAGUGGCACCCUAUUACUAAGACCGCAUUGCUUAUUCAUACCUUUGUGUGAAUUAAGCCUUCACGUGGUCUUCAGUGUUUACAACAAUGUCUGAUUCCUUGUCUUGAACUGCAAUCUGUUGUCUGCCUUAGUUAAAUCGCUAGUCAUUUGUGGGGCGAUAACAUUUUCUGGAAAGAAAAUGUUACAGAACCUUAUGGGCCAUUUCUUCCAGAAACAAAUGUGAAUCAGAUGUUUCUGCAGUUUGCUUUUCUCUAUCCUUUGGAAUCAAGAAGUUGUUCUACAAGUUGCGGUGUGUGGUCAGUAAAAGCAUGACGUUAGAGCUGUAUCGUGCACUCGGGCAUGUGUUUGCUUCCUACUUUCACCGGGACCAUGUCUGUCAUGGAAUGUUACUGCUGCUUCUGUUUUACUAAACAGGCUGAGCAGGUGGGAGGAGCUUCUGUCACCUUCCCCACCCAUUCAUAACUAAUGUGCUUAGCAGUCUGCCUAUUGGGAGAUUUCUCCCUGCAGCUGACCUUCCUCCUCCAACCAAUCGGAUGCAUCUUAUCUUCACCUCCCUCCUCCCUUUUUCAUAUGCCGUUCAAUGCUGACCGAGCAGGCAAGUGUUUAUCAGCUGCUAGGAAAAGAGCUGAAAAGGCAAACUGAAGUGCAGUGCAGCUGGUACAAAGCAAAGGGAGAAAGUGAAAGAAGGAGCACAGGGGAGAAUGGGCAGUGUGACUCCCAGUGAAAUAGCCCUCAGAUUGGGGAAUUGUCUAAUACUACUUGCCCUCAACCCGGAUUCAGUGCUGCUUCAAAGUGGAAAAGAGAAGAGCAGUGUGACACAUCUUAGAAUAUUCAUCCACAACAGGACCGGCAGAGGAGUGGAGAGACAGCGUGCGAGAGCGUUGCUCGUCUAGGCACAACUACCCUGUAGGAAUGCUGAUAGUACAAUGAAGCCAGUGGAUGGUGUAUCGCAUCCAGGUGCCCGAGAGGGGCAUGUCUGGGUUUUCUACAUACCCAGGAGGACCUUGAGGAGAGUUGCAGUUCCCCCCAGUGACCUUUCACCUCACUGACAUUGAGCGUGCCCUGUAUCUGCACCGAGAAUCUUGUGCUUCCUGUCUGGGCAUGGUGUUGCUGGUUCAGGAGGGCAAGUUCACAAAUGGAUGGAUUCCUUUGCUAGAAGCAGCGAAGCAGCAGAGCCAGGCAAGAAACAAGCAGCAGACCAGUUCUGCUGUCCUCAUCUUUGAAUUAUGGUGUGCUGCUAUGCUCAUUGAGUCGAAAGCAGGCUAACCGUUGACAGGUCCUCCUAAGCCGGAGAACCUCUAUCUAAGCCUUUUGCACUUUCAAUAGUAUAUAUAUUUUUACUUGAUUGAAUACCUGAAACACUAGAACUGAAGGAAAAAUGCGUCACAUACAUGUGGAUAUUGCACGUAAAGAGGCCCCGGUGGAACUUCCAGAGCAACAGGGGGACUUGCCUUCCUCUAAUGGGGUCGUGGUUGCCGCUGGGACUAGACAUACGCUGACCAGACCCUUUGGGGAUGAGGAAAUCAAAUUGCAAAAGGUCUAUCAGCUUUCAAUCUUCUCCCAGAUGGGGCGAUUCAGUGAGGUCUCUGAAGAGCAGAGGAUAUUGAGGCCUGGAAUGAAGAGAGGACUGGAAGGGCCAUUGCAGAGCUGUAAGCGUCCUCACCUGGAAGGGGAGUAUACUGAAGUCAAGUCCACGUAUGAAUCUCCUGUGGAGGUUCUAGAGGGUGAAAUAUUGUGUGGGCAGCAUUUCUCCUGCACUGCCACACACUUGAUUGAGCACACAGAUGGUGUGCCCACCCAAGCCUGCUCCCAGCCCGCCUUACCUAACAUCCCCUUAAAACAUCCAACACAGCACAAUCAAAAUGGGCUUGUCCCAAAUGCACAGACCACGCACUCCUCCGGAAACAAGCUCCUGGCAGUAGAUUCUGUUCAACUCCGAAGCCCUGUUUCCCAAACUUUCCUGGCCAGGAACACAGCACAAUCAGUGUGUGCUAUGCCUGACUGCACCCUAGGUGACCUGGGUACUGAAGGCUGUAUCAAGAGAGGCUCUGCAGAACCGCAAUUGCCCAGCAAUGCAGAGCUCACUGACCAGGCAUUUGGAGUUCCAGCACUAUCUAUUACCUCAGACCUCCAAAGACACUUUGAGCUUAGGGAUAUGCAGGCUAACCGAGAAUCAAGUCCCCUGAAGUCCAAUGGUUUGCAGGCUGUCCACACCAAUGGUCUGGCAUCCUCAGAGAAAACCCCUGUAUCCCUACCAAUACCUUCUUCCAGCCUGUCUACUCCUAGUACGUGCUCCGCUAGGAAAAAGCUUCUGUCUUCCAGUGAUACAGGGGAGUCCUGCUCUGAAGACGAAGGCCCGUCUACCUCCAAGAGAAGCCGUCGAGGCCUGCAGGCCCCCGGCUUGUGCCUUGGAGCCUUCCGCAGUACUGAUGCCAAGGCUGCCCCCUUUUGGAACCACCUGCUGCCCUCCACUCAGGAGCAGCCCAAGAGUUCAAGCAGCUGUUCCAAAGUGGGAUCGAGACUUAAAAGCAGCAUUCGCUUAAAAUCACGUCAGCUGCGCAGUGGACGCAGGCGAGAAAUCAGCAGCCCCUCUCGCUCCAGCUGGCCUUCUGUCUCUAUUAGCCGCUCCCUCCUGGGCAACUUUGAGGAAUCUAUUCUGAAGGGCCGCUUCUCGCCGUCGGGUCAGAUUGAGGGCUUCACUGCCGAGAUUGGAGCUAGUGGAUCCUACUUCCCACAGCACGCCACCCUGCCUGUCCAAGUCACCUACUACGACAUCUCUGAGCACAGCGCCCCAUCCCCCUUCCUGGGAGUGAUCUACCUAGAGGCUCUGGGAAAGAAGGGCUACAGCAUCCCCAAAGCAGGGACACUCCAAGUGACCUUAUUUAACCCCAACAAAACAGUGGUGAAGAUGUUCCUGGUGACAUAUGACUUUGGGGAUAUGCCUGUAAAUCACAUGACCUUCCUGCGCCACCGCAUCUUCCUGGUCCCUGUUGAGGAAGCAGAAGGACAAGUGGCUAAUGUAGAGGGAACGGCCAUGGAUAGGAAGAAAAUUCUCUGCUACCUGAUGCACCUCAGAUUCCAGAGCUCCAAAUCUGGGAAAAUCUAUUUGCACGAUAAUAUACGGCUGCUAUUCUCCCGCAAAUCCAUUGAGGUAGACACGGGAAUCCCUUACGAGCUGAAAUCCUUCACCGAGGUGCCAAAAAACCCCAAAUAUUCCCCUCGAAUGUGAUGACUGCCCCCCCCAAAUCAGUUACUAGUGGACUAAGGAGCAGAAAAAAGGACUGCUUAUAUGUGAAAAGAAAGAGAUGGAGAAAUUUGAAAGACAAGCACCCUUCACAAGACUGAAUUCAGUGUUAACCUACAUGCCUCAUAACAAAACCCGCUUUCUGCUACUGCUGUUUUAGUGACAGUAUUGCUCUUUAUUCUGCUUACACCCUCAUGGGACCCGCAUCCCUGUCCCUGCAGCAGAAUGGAUGGCUGGCUGCUCUGUGGCUCAGCCCAGUGCCUCAGUCACGCACAGGGCAUCCCACACGGCCCACUUUUCUAAUUGCCGUCUGUGUCAAAACAUAUCUGGGAAAAAGAGUCAAACAAAAUAAAUGGGUGAAAUUCCAAAUGACAUUGGAAGGUUGCCGUUCUGAGAAAUAAAAUGGGAAAGGUUUUGUUUAUGGGGCGACCUCUUUAUCGUAAUGAACCAUACCACUUGUGUUUUGGCAGAAAUCGUCCAAUAAAACCUAUUGUCUUACCCAUGGGAACAGUAGCAUUGUAAUGAGGGAGAAUGGGUUAGUUGAUGCUUUGUUCCUUAUCUGGUCUUUUUUUUUGUGUACAUAGAGUGCAAUUGUGUAUUAGACCUGUUACCAUUAAGUGACAGGCCAAUAAAUAAUGCUGUUUAAUUUAUUAGUAUAGCUUAAAGCAAUAUGCUGCACAGUUAGUAUGUAAUGUUGAUUUGAAGUCCUUAAUGUACAGUGAAUUCUACAACAGUAGUAUGAACAACAAGGAAAGGCAUUUGUGUGGUUGGAGUAUCAACCUAAAGGCAUACUUCAUAUAUAUAUAUAUAUAGAUAACAUAUAUAUAAUUUUCAUUUCUAUUCCAGCUCCACGCCUUGCAUUAAAGCUGAGCAUUGAGCUGGAAAGUUAUUUCAUCUGCUGGCGUUCUGUCAUUUAUUUUCUGCCUUGUAAUUUCUGUUGUGCAAGAAUCCGGGCAAUUAGAAUUCUGUGCUGUAUUCACUGCUAGCUCACAAUCAUUAGCUACCUGAUAAGAUCCUAAGACCCAGAGGUAUUAAACACCAGGAAUGACUGUCCAGAGCAAGGCUUUAAGCUAAGACUGCAGACUGCAAGGAACAUUUUUUUGAUUUAAUUGUGAGAUAAAUUUUGAAUAUUUAACAAAGUUUGGAUGUUUAAUUUUUAACAAAAUCUGGAAUCCAGAAGUGUGAAACCAUUUUGUUAAAUUUUUGUUCAAUAAAAUCUAUUAUCUAUAGUAA